AAUUCAAUUCCAGAAUUGAAAUUGUGUUCUACAAUCAUGAAACCUAACAAUAGUUCUACACCACCUUUGCCCCAGGAACUAAAUGUGUAAAGAUUCCUCAUGAAGCAGCAACUAGAAAUAAUCCUUUAGGAAAGGUGCCGUACUCGUCAACAUUUGGGUUUGAAUUAGCUAGAAGACAAGAUGCCUAUUUACACAGUUCCUGCCAGGAGCCCCACUGGGACCCGAUGCACAGCCACUUUCCAGAAGUCUUCCUCACACAAUACCCUGGCCAACAGUAAAGCAUCUGGGCAGCAGCUGAGGUCACAGGUUUUGGGAGAAAAGGAUGGUCUGCCUUCAUGUCCUCAGAAUAAGGCUGAGGAAGUAAAUAGGACCUAUGUGAUUUCAGCUUGUGAAAAAGUGAAUGAUGUGUCAACUUCUUUUAAACUGGAAGGCAGACUAACACUCCAGAGGAGAGCUGGAGCAAGCAGAAACUCAGAGUCUGGUAGUGACACAACACAGGGUACAGAAGAACUACAAACAGAGAAAAGACUUACUCUGCGGAGGCGUAUGAGGACUGACUCCACAGAGAGGAGUACAAUUAAUCAGAAUAUUGUGCCUAGAAAAGGAAAUGAUAACCUUGGUGCAAGAGGAAAUGACAAGAUUACACUUUCACAGAAUAUUAAGGGUACAGAUGGUGUUAAACCAGACUUGAAGUUAGCUGAGAGUCAGUCAAAUACCAAGUUGCAGCAUAACCUGAACAGCAAGGAUUCCUUUGGUUUAGUUGGUGGUGUCUGUGCAAAUGCUAUCAACACGUGUUUAAAACGUAAGACAAGCACUGCUGACACAAAGUUUCAAAAUGAAGUUCCUAAAUCAGAACGGUUUGUUACCUCAAAAUGUACUAAUAGCCUGUCAGGAGAGCAACUGAAUGAAAAAGGCAAUAUAAAUAAACUAGCUGGAAAGCAAGGGGUACAGCACUUGAUAAAACACAGCAGCUUGGAAAGACCAAGGACACCAGCAAAAGUUUUAACAGAAAGAUUUACACUUACCCCAAAGAACAGCACUUCUCAAAAUCAGCCUUGUCUCAAGCUGGCCUCAAAUGAACAAACACCUCAUCUGCAAAUUCUAGCCAAGAAACUCCCCAGUGUCUCCAGCUCUCUUCCUGUGAGUACAAGUUCAGAAACAAAAGUGAACACAGAAACUUUAGCUGAGAUCAGCUGUAAUGGAGAAGAUGUUUCGAAAGUGAAAAACAGCAAAGUGAUUGUAGCUGUGCGGGUGCGGCCCUUUAGUAACAGGGAGAAAACUGAACACUCAUUCCCUGUGAUCUACAUGAAUGGUUCAGAGACAGUUGUACGAAAUCCAUCCACAAACCAGGUUUACAACUUCAAUUAUGACUUCUCCUUCUGGUCUUUUGACAAGGGUGAUCCUAAUUUUGCAAGCCAAGCAAUGAUUUAUAAAACUUUGGCACUGCCACUCCUUGAAAGAGCUUUUGAGGGAUACAAUGCUUGUCUUUUUGCUUAUGGGCAGACUGGCUCUGGAAAAUCGUACACGAUGAUGGGAUUUGAUGAAGACCGGGGGAUAAUUCCAAGACUUUGUGAAGAUCUUUUCAAUCAAAUAGCACAAAUGGACAAGGAACAGGUUUUGUAUCAUCUUGAAAUGAGCUUCUUUGAAGUAUACAAUGAGAAAAUUCGUGAUUUGCUUGUCUUUAAAGCUGAAAAUGGACAGAAGAAACAACUUCGUGUAAGAGAACAUCCAGUGUUAGGACCAUAUGUGGAAGGCCUGACAGUGAAUGUUGUCCGUUCUUAUGCGGAUAUUCAGAGUUGGCUUGAACUAGGAAAUAAGCAGAGAGCAACAGCUGCUACAGUAAUGAAUGACAAGAGCUCUAGAUCUCAUUCUGUCUUCACCCUUGUCAUGACACAAACUAAGGUAGAAUUUGUGAAUGAAGAAAAGUGUGAUCGUAGGCUCACCAGUCACAUAAAUCUAAUUGAUCUAGCUGGCAGUGAGUGCUGUACAAAGGCUCAGACCACUGGUGAAAGGCUGAAGGAAGGUGUGAGUAUCAACAAAUCACUCUUGACCCUUGGAAGGGUUAUUUCUGCACUGUCUAAACAAUCUCAGAAUGGAAAGAAAGCUUUCAUUCCAUACCGGGAAUCUGUUCUUACUUGGCUGUUAAAGGAAAGUCUUGGUGGCAAUUCUCAAACAACCAUGCUUGCCACAGUGAGCCCAGCUGCCAGCAGCACCGAGGAGACGCUCAGCACCCUUCGCUAUGCCAAACAGGCUUGUUCAAUUAUCAACAUUGCUAAAGUGAAUGAAGAUGUAAAUGUCAAACUAAUCAGAGAAUUAAAAGCUGAAAUUGAAAAACUGAAGGCAGCUCAGAAAAGUGCUCUGAACACAGAUCGUGAAAAAUACAGGCGUUAUUUGCAGGAAAUAACAUCUCUGAGGGUAGAAUUGCACCAGCAGGAGCGGAACAUGGAUGAAAUGCAAAGGGCCUGGAAAGAAAAGCUUGAAGAAGCAGAAAAAAGGAAAUUGGAAGAUAUAAAAGAAUUGCAGAAAGCUGGAAUUGCAUUCAAAAUGGACAAUCACUUACCAAACCUUGUCAAUCUCAAUGAAGAUCCUCAGCUUUCUGAGGUGCUGUUAUACAUGAUCAAAGAAGGGGAAACUACAGUUGGAAGGUGUACACCAAAUUCAAAACAUGAUAUCCAGCUUUCUGGAGUGCUGAUUGCUGAUGACCAUUGUGUUAUUAAAAAUACUGUUGGCAAAGUAAGUAUUAUUCCACUUAGCGAAGCCAAGACAUAUGUAAAUGGGAAAUGCAUUUUGGACCCAACAAUUCUGCAUCAUGGUGAUCGAGUGAUUCUGGGGGGAGACCAUUAUUUCAGGUUUAAUCAUCCAGCAGAGGUUCAGAAAGUUAAAAUACCUUCUUGUGGGACUUCAUGUUUGCAUGAUGGUCCAAAAGAUUUUGAAUUUGCAAAGAACGAGCUGCUUGUUGCGCAGAGAACGCAGCUUGAAUCAGAAAUUGAAGAGGCACGACUCAAAGCCAAGGAAGAAAUGAUGCAAAGUGUCCAAAUAGCAAAAGAGAUGGUUACACAAGAACUGUCUGCACAGAAAGAAGCUUAUGAGAACAAAAUAAAAUCCCUGGAAGCAGAGGUGAGAGAAGAAUCUCGUAAGAAGCAAAUCCAAGAACUGAAUAAUCAAAAAGCCACAACUAAAAUACAGGAGCUAGAGAAGGCAAAGAAAAGCCUUGAGCUAGAACUCCACUUCAAUAAGAAGCGUUUAGAAAUGGAGACACUAGCUACCAAGCAGGCUCUGGAAGACCAUACUAUUCAUCAUGCUAAGAUAGUGGAAGCUCUGGAAGCUGAGAAGCAGAAGAUUGCUGAGGAAAUACACACCCUUCAAAAGAAUCAUGCAAGUGGGAAUAAACCAGUGAUGAUUCCACUGAACUGGAAGUCUCUAAGGCUGUCUGUGAUGAUUAAAGAGGCUAACACCAUUAGCAAUGCAUUAGGGAAAAGCACUGUUUUCUGCAGGCAUGACAAAAUUGAUGAUAAAACAGGAACAGUGUCUUCUAUUCAGGUGCAGGUUCGUAACAUCAAACUGGGAAUAACAACUUUCUGGAGCCUAGAGAAAUUUGAAUGUAAACUAGCAGCAAUGAAAGAACUCUAUGAGAGUAAUGAUAGAAACAAAGCUGUUGUUGAUGUGUUUUAUGAUCCUGCUGAUGAGUGGGAACCUGACCUUUCAGACAACUCUAUUUCCUUGCUUUCCAGAAGAAGAAGUAGAAGCUUCAUGAAGAACAAGAGAAUUUCUGGAUGUUUGUCUGAGAUAAAAUUGCAAUCUAUUCAGAAUAAACAGACUUCCUAUAUAUCAGGUUCACUAAACAAGUCCAACAUAUGCUCAAGCACUUCUGAAUUGUUUCUUCCCGGAAUUUGCAAGGAAUCUCUAGGUUCAGCUUUAGAUUUGCUGGAACAGAGUCACGAAGGAGGAAAAAGCAUAGCAGAUAGUCUCCUGACUAAUUUGUUUAUAAUUUUUUCUGGGGCAUCUGCCAUUUCGAAAGCCUAUGAACAGCAAGACGAAGAAUGUCAGGAAAACUUUUUCUCUCUUGAUCGUGCUGCUCAGUCCUACAGCGUCAGAAUUGUCUCUGCUUUUGACCAGAUUGUGGUUGUAAGUAAACUCUGGCUUAAUAAAGUCCAAAAGUGUCCUGGAUCUAGAAAAGUUGAUGAAGAAAUGAAACGGGAAAUAAAGAACUUGGGAGGUUAUUUACAGUUGCUGUUGCAGGGGUGUUCUUCAGAUAUAUCCUCGAUGGUAGCAGAAGCAUGGAGCAAAGUAAACCAAAUAGUAAAACAAACAAUGAAAUACAUAGGACACUUGGCACUAGUCACAACAGCUGAUAUUUCAUUUCCUGAAGAGAACAGCAUUCCUGCCUCUAGUCUACAGGAAUUUGUACUUGCCAUUUAUGAUGGAGUAGGCUCAGGGCUGGAGUGUCUCAUUGAUGCUGUACAGGAGAAAGCAAGAAUAGUACAGAAAGAACUUGUGAAACAAUGUCCUCAAAAUGAGAUUCAAAAUCGAGUAAAGGAUAACAUGGUGGCAUUAGCCAGAUUCAUUGAAAACAACAUGUCUUACUGCAGAAAGAAAGAAACAGAAUCUCAGUUGCCAGAAGAAGACUCUCUAUAUCGAGAAAUAAAGAAGAGCACUAAGAUUGCUGUGAAAUAUUUGGAAUUGGAGCAGUGCCUGACUGAAGUCUGUCAAAUUGUCUCUUCCAUGUUACAAGGGUUGUACAGAAACACCAGUCCUCUCAGGAGCUUUGCAGAAAAUAUUUCUGUCAUUGCCGGAUAUUUUAACAACUAUUUCAGUUUAUUUACCUUGUCUUCUGCGAACAAACCUAUCCAGAAAAUGCUUGUGCCUUUUAUGAACCUGGAUGAGUUGGACUCUCUGGUUGAUUCCCUUAUUAUGAAUUUUGAACUUGAACAAGGACAACCAUCACUGCAAUCUCAAAUUAUUUGUAAUGAAACUACUGAGAUUCGAGGAGGACAGGUUGAAACAGGUCAGGUUGAAUUUGCUUGGAAAUCGAAUGGGAUUCCUGAAUGCACACAGACUCCAGAGCUUUCACCUGGUAGGAUAGAAUGGGUAUAAAAUGUUAAUAUCAAGAAAUUAAAGAAAACUCUUUCCUAUUGCAGCAUAUCAGAAAAAGCUAAAAUUUAUUGCUAAUAUUAUUAGUGAGUGAGUGGUGGGAAAGUAAAAUGCCAUGUUUGGGUACCCUAUAUUUCACCAAAGAAAAAAAUGUGUUCCUUAAGAGACUAUUUACUACCUAAGUUUAUAAGAAAUAAUUUGAUUUUUUAAAAUUUUUGCUUCAUGUCAGCUGCAUUAUGAUCUAGUAAUGCUACUGCAACUUGAAAGUGUUUUUUAUGCUUUUUUUUAAACAGAGCAAAAACUUUGUAUUUAUUUAUAUAGAGGAUAACAAUGAGAGCUAGUAAAAGUACUUUGAAACCUUAUUUGAUGGAUGUUUUGUAAAGUGGUUUUUAGUUAAUUGAAGAAUUUGGGCUUAAAGUAUCAAUGAUGCUAUUCAAAGUGAUCUGAAGUAAGUUUAUGUUGGGUUUGUUGCUAGCGAAUUAUCUUAUGAUUGCUGAAAUCAUUUUCUCUACUAUUCAUAUUGGAAUAGAGGCAUAUCUGUUCCUAAAUAACAUAUAAAUUAUUCCAGGUUGUGGAGAGCUUCCAAAUACACCACUUUCUUGUGUGUGCUAUUAUUGCUUAACAUCUUAUUUUUGAUCCGCUGCCUGAAGUUAACAGGAAGGACGGAAAUUAAUUUGCAUGGGUUUUAGGGGGCCUGGCAAGAGCACAACUUUAAACAGUGCUGAGAAAUUCAUAAGAUAAAACCUAAGGUUUUUUCCCUAUACCUCAACAUGGCUAUAGUGGUUUAAACCCAGCUGGCAACUAAGCACCAUGCAGCCACUUCCUUGCUCCCCCACCAGUGGGGAGAAUCAGAAGGGUAAAAGUGAGAAAAUUCCUGGCUUGAAAUACAGACAGUUAAAUAGGGAAAGGAGAAAAGCUGCACACACAAGCUAAGCAAGUAAAGGAAUUAACUGCUUCCCAUGGUCUUCCCCAUGGGCUGCAGGGGAAUCUCUGGUCCCAUGUCUGGAGCUCCAGCAUGGGGUUGUUGGUCCUUCCCACAGACUGCAGUUCCUCAUGAACUGCUCCAGUGUGGGUCUGUUCCACAGGGUGCAGUACUUCAGGAGCUGCCUUCUCCAGUUUGGAGCUACACGUCCUGCCAACAAACCUGUUCCAGCAUAGUCUCCUUUCUCCACAAGUCCACAGGUCCCUGCUAGGAGCCUACUCCAUCAUUGGCUUGCCCUGGCUUUCCCUCCAUCAGGCCCACCAGUGCCAGUGUGGGCUCCUCCAUGGGGCUACACGUGGAUCUCUGCUUCCACAUGGACCCAUCACAGGUCCCAUCUCUCUGACUUGUGUUCACACUGGAGUUCCAGCAUGUCCAGUACAGCAGCACAGAAAAAGCAGUGAUUCCCUGACCAUCUGCCAGUCCCUGUGCAUCACCACUGCUGUCCUCAAAAUGGCCCCAGCACGGCAGAGUGAAGGGAUCAGCAGCACAACAGCAGGAAAAACAAAAAGCAGCCCCAGAUGAGCACUACACUAAUGUACUGUAAGGCAUCAUGCCCAGGGCAAGCACAGGAGUCUGCCCAAAGCAGCCAAACAGCAAUAAUAGCUCUAAAAUCCAUCUAGCACAUUCCAAUCAAAGCUGUUAUCUUGAACCUUCUGAGCUCCAUGUUGGGCAUCAAAAGGAACUGUUGUGGCUUAAUCCAAGCUGCCAGCACAGCCCACACAGCUGCAUGCUCACUGCCUCCCAGUGGGACUGGGGAGAGAAUUCAAAGGGGUAAAAGUGAGAAUAAUCAGGGGUUGAGAUAAAGACAGUUUAAUAGUGAAAACGAAAAAUUGUGCAUGCGAGCCGAACAAAACAAAUCAAUUCACUUCUUCCCCUGGGCAGGCAGGUGUUCAUCCAUCCCUAGGAAAACAGGGCACCAUCACCUGUAAUGGUUACUUGGGAACAAAAAUGCCAUCACUCCAAAUGUUCCACCGUUCCUUCUUCUUCCUCUCUGUAUGCUGAACACGAUGUCAUGUGAUCUGGAAUGUCCCCGUGUGUCCUCCCUACUUCCCAAGCACCGCAAGAGCCUCUUCAUCAGCCAGGCAGUACAAGAAGCAGAAAAGGCCUUGGCUUUUGUAACUUCUCCUCAGCAAUUAAAAAAAAACCCCAAACAUCAUUGUGUUCAGCACAAAUCUAAACCGUUGUCCUAUACAAACUACCUUGAAAAAAAUUAACCCUACCUAAGCACAGCUUCCAAGGUUGGAUAUUCAUGGCUGUAAUCUCUCCUUCUGAGGGAAGAUGUUCAACAUCUUGAGAAUUUCAGUCUUUGAGGACGUGUUGGGCUCUUGGAACUCUUUUAUGUGAAAAGACUGCAGUAGAAUCAAUGAUAAUUUUCUCUUGAAAAUUUUAUUUAUAUUUGAUGCUGCUAUUCAGUGAUUUUGUGCUUUUCUGUUGCAGAGGAUAUUGGGAAAGUAAUUAUGCUGAUCCAGUAAUCCACAUGUGUAUUUCCUAAAGAUUAGUACAUUGUAGUGCUUUCCCAAAAAAUGUCUAGCAGUGCAGUCCUGCCACCAAAAAUACUCAUCACUUUUUCUUCUUAUUGCUCAGCUAAUAAUUUUCUUCUCACAUGAGGUAUGAUGCUUAAUUGCUUUCUUACUGUAAGGCCUUUGCAAGUUUGCUCAAGGAUUAAGAAAGUAUAUUUUGUUCAGAUUUUUAUGCUUUAAAUAUGAAAAGAAGCCUGAUGUAUUUUUACUUGUUACACUUUUUAAGUGUGUUAUUUUGUAUUUGGCUGAAGUUUUGAAAAUGUAACUGGUUCUUCUGUGUUGUGUAUCUAAGCAUGGGAGAUGUGAAGAGUUAAAAUACAUCAUGUACUUUACUGAUUUUUUACAACUUGUAAAUUCCUUGUGUAAAUCAA
This is a messenger RNA of Cinclus cinclus, 7964 nucleotides long. It is a transcript of the gene KIF14, whose product is annotated as kinesin family member 14. Bases 181 to 5094 code for a protein of 1637 amino acids. NCBI's taxonomy places the organism in Eukaryota, Metazoa, Chordata, Aves, Passeriformes, Cinclidae. The transcript has 30 exons. Gene Ontology annotation, biological process: microtubule-based movement. The record is from RefSeq and is a predicted model, not a curated record. Gene Ontology annotation, molecular function: microtubule motor activity; ATP binding; microtubule binding.